This is a messenger RNA of Macrosiphum euphorbiae (potato aphid), 1683 nucleotides long. The record is from the annotation of a GenBank genome assembly. Lineage: Eukaryota; Metazoa; Arthropoda; Insecta; Hemiptera; Aphididae.
AUGAUACUCGGCCUUCAGAAAAAUCAGAAUAGCCAAACACCAAAGUUUGCUGACCAUGCUCUAGUUUUUAUGUUGAGAGGGAUUGCUAAGAAGUGGAAACAGCCGUAUGCAUAUUAUUAUAGCACCAGCACUAUUCAAACGGCUGAUUUAGUCUCCUACUUGAAAUGUAUUGUCAGAAGUGUGAACAAAACUGGUCUUAAAAUUGUAGCAACUGUUUGUGACCAAGGAGGAACCAAUCGAGCUGCAAUAAAUUAUUUGAUGUCUGAAACAUGUAAAAAUUAUGCUGAACGUAAUAUGGAGAAAACAAAUUUAGGUUUUGAAAUUGAUGGCCAGGAAAUAAUACCAAUAUUUGAUCCUCCUCAUUUGUUAAAAUGUAUAAGAAACAAUUUAUUUAAUAAAGAUGUCAUUUUUGACAUGGACGGUAAUACUUAUACAGCGUCUUGGGAUCAUAUUGUUGCUAUGUACGAAUUUGAUAAGAAAAAUGAAGAAUUUGAACUAAGAACCCUUGUUAAACUAAACGACAACCACAUUAACAUUGCCAGAAGCAAAAUGAAAGUUUCAAAUGCAGCACAAGUCUUUAGCCACAAAGUAGCUUCAACAAUGAAAUUGGUGUCUGAUAAUGCCCCUAAAGGAAGUUUGCUGGCCAAUGCUGUAGGCACGGCCAAAUUUUGUCUAUUCAUGGAUAAGACAUUUGAUUCAGUUAAUGCCAGGACAAUCAACCCUGAGUUAGGAAAACCACUAAGAAGUGCAGUAACAGAUAAAUCUUCCCAUAUGGAUCACUGGAAAUAUGCCAUCAAGGUUUUUGAAUCUAUGAAGUUUGUCAACAAAACUAACGGUAAAACUACGAUACCCCCUUGUAUCAAGAACUGGAUAAUAUCUCUUAAAUCAUUUAUAUACCUUUGGCUUCAACUGAAAAAACGUAAUUUUAAAUAUUUCUUACCAAGGCAAGUCAACCAAGAUUCUUUAGAAUGUUUUUUCGGUAGUGUCCGCAGUCAUGGUGUCAGAAAUAUCAAUCCAGAUGCAUAUCAAUUUGUUUGUUCAUUUAAAACAUUAUUGAUAAACAAUUUCACAUCGUUAAAAUCUGCUGGAAAUUGUGAACACGAUGAUACUGAUGGAACAUUGGACAAUUUAAAGCAAUUUAUUGAAAGUGGCACACAUUGUGUCUUAAAAGAACCUGAAGAGAACAAUAUUAUAAUUGAUAUACCCAUGUUAGACCUACCACAUACAUUUGAAGUAUGUGAUUUCACUGAUAUGACAAUUGGAUAUAUAAGUGGAUAUUUAGCUUGUACGGUGCUAAAGGAAAAUAAAUUUUGUAGACUUUGCAAAAAUGUUCUUAUUUCAAAUGUCAAAAAUAAUAAUUUAAUAAGAGUUAGAGAUUAUACAACCAAAUCAUUACUUUAUCCUAGUGAAAGCUUUCAAAAAAUAAUAUAUCAAAUGUUGUAUACAACCAAAUAUAUUUUACCUAGUAUUGACAGUGAAAGUAUAGGCAAGCAAUUGAUAUUAUUAUUUGAAAUAAAUAUAGAUUUUACAAUUAAAUGUCCUAUUCAUGAUAUAAAAUAUUUAAUUUAUGAUAAAUUCAAAAACUUUUUUCUAUUCACUUACAUUAAACAUAUAAACCAUAUUUUAAAUGGUUUGGAUAGAAGUAACCAUUCAAAAAGUACAGAUAUUCUUAAAACAGCUUAA